UCAAUCAUUUCUUCGCCUCUGUCAUAGUAGACCUGAAUGUCGUUGUUAAAUAAUCUAGAUUAGUUUUGAUAUAAACCUUCGAGAGUAAAUAGGAAUUUCAAAUUCGUGUUUACAGUUGUUGAAAAUGUACAAAAUUAAAAACAUUACCGUGCAGCUCUUUUUGAUAAUUGGAAUUACUGGAGUGAACAGUGCUGACUACUGGUUUCAACAAUGGGAUAAAGUUUUCGACGAAUUGGAUUCGUUUUUAGAUAAACCAACAGAAUUCCAAUUCGCAAGACCGGAUAAUAACUUUGAUGGGUACCAGAAUCAAUACAGUGAAGAUGUUCAAUUUUUGACAAAUGUCAUCAACCAAGUGCGAGAACAAACACAGAUUUUUGAAUUGCCGACGAGUGCCCAAGAAUAUAGACCAUUCAAUGAACACUUUGUGACAGAAUUGGAGUCCUACGACUUCAUCAUAAUUGGUGCUGGACCUGGAGGAAGUAUUCUGGCGAAUAGAUUAACAGAAGUACCGGAAUGGAAAGUGCUCCUGAUCGAAGCUGGCGGAUUGCCUGAUAAUGUAACUGACAUACCAAAUAUGUACUUUGAAGUAGAGUACACACAACAUAAUUGGGGAUUCCUUAGCACACCACAAAGUACGGCGUGUCUGGGUAUGACAGAUCGAAUAUGCCCAUUGGCCAGAGGAAGAGGUUUGGGAGGUACUACUCUCAUUAACGGCUUAGUAUAUGCAAGAGGCUCAAGCAUAGACUUCGACAGAUGGUCUGAACAAGUUGGAGAUUCAAGAUGGUCUUACUCGAGUGUUCUUCCCAUUUUCAAGAGAACCGAGAGAUUCGUCCACAGGGAUAAGGAAGCGCCAAUCUAUGAGCCAAUUCACGGUCGCAGUGGCUUCUUCAAUGUGGAACAUCAUCUCCCAAGGAGUCCUCAACUCAAUGCUUGGUUGAACGCACACAAAGAACUAGGAUAUCCCAUCACUGAUUACAAUGCGGGAACUGGGCUAGGAGCGGCACACGCACAGUUGAACACCAGAAACGGUAGAACUGAGGACGCUGGAACUAGUUUUCUAUUCCCUAUCUUGAGCAGACCGAAUUUAAAAAUCCUCCUCAACAGCUAUGUCACCAAAAUCCUGAUUGAUAAAAACAAAAGAGCCUACGGAGUUGUUUUCACACACGAACAUAAAGUAUAUGUUGUCAAAGCAUCAAAGGAAAUCAUACUGAGCGCAGGAGCUUUUCAAACCCCCCAAAUACUUAUGUUGUCUGGGAUUGGUCCUAGAAAUCAUUUAGAGACACUCGAUAUACCUGUAAAAAUGGAUUUGGAAGUUGGCAGCUCUCUCAUGGAUCACGCCUGUUACUAUGGUUUGAAUUUUUGGACCAAUUACACGGAACCCGUCCUUCCACUGGAACAUUAUGUUCAACAGUUCCUGCAAGGAGUUGGUCCGUUGGCUUCACCUGGGAAUAACCAUGGUGUAGCGUUUUAUGAGUCACAAUUUACGAGAGGCACUGGUUACCCAGACAUAGAAAUAAUGUUCAUUCCUUCAAAUGCCACCACAGACCUUUCGCAGAGAGCUUUCAGAUUGACUGAUCAAACAUAUGAAGACGUUUGGGCGUACAUCAACAGAAUCCAGUCCUUCGUACUCUACAUCAUCUCACUUCACUCGGACUCUAUCGGAACAGUAAGACUCGCAAGUAAGGAUCCCUUCGAAUAUCCUAUCAUAGAUAACAGGUUCCUUUCCGAUCCUCACGGAAGAGACAUAGAGAGAAUUUACGAAGGUAUCCAAAUCAUGCUGGACAUAGCAAAAACCAGGGCAAUGAAGAAACUUGGGACAACCAUACAAGGCGGUCCUUUGAGAGCCUGUAGCAGGCACAGAUAUCUCACAAAAGCGUACUGGUAUUGCGCUAUUCGCCAAAUGACGAUGAACAUUUACCAUCCAGUGGGAACAUGCCGAAUGGGUCCGUACCCGGAACGAGGUGACGUUGUGGAUCCCGAAUGUAAGGUACAUGGAGUGAAAGGCUUGCGUAUUUCCGAUGCCAGUGUUUUUCCGUUUCCUUUGGCUGGUCAUCCGACAGCAGCAGUUGUGUUAGUGGGAGAGAUGGUAUCUGAUUUUUUGAAGCAAGAGUAUUUGUAUGGUAGAUAUUGAGACUUGAUUAAAUAUUUAAAGUAACUGUAUCCAUGAUUACUCCUUCUGAAACCAUAUAUUCCUCAAAUUUCUGAAUAAAGACCAAGUUUUUUCUCAAGAA
Messenger RNA from Leptinotarsa decemlineata (Colorado potato beetle), 2231 nucleotides. Its product is annotated as glucose dehydrogenase [FAD, quinone]. The record is from RefSeq and is a predicted model, not a curated record. Lineage: Eukaryota; Metazoa; Arthropoda; Insecta; Coleoptera; Chrysomelidae. Gene Ontology annotation, molecular function: flavin adenine dinucleotide binding; oxidoreductase activity, acting on CH-OH group of donors.